Gadus chalcogrammus (walleye pollock) is the source of this 699-nucleotide messenger RNA. RefSeq names its product brain abundant, membrane attached signal protein 1 (gene basp1). The coding region runs from base 10 to 699 and encodes 229 amino acids. The transcript has a single exon. The record is from RefSeq and is a predicted model, not a curated record. Lineage: Eukaryota; Metazoa; Chordata; Actinopteri; Gadiformes; Gadidae.
GACGGCACCAUGGGAGGCAAGCUGAGCAAGAAGAAGAAGGGCUACAGCGUCAACGACGAGGCCGGCAAGGAGAAGGACGCCAAGGCCGCCGGGGAGGAGAGCGAGGCGGCGACCGGGGACGCCACCGCCGCCACGCCCACCGCCGACGGCAAGGAGGCUAACGACACGGCGGCCAAGGAGGCCCCCGCCGCCACCGAGCCCGAGAAGAACGACGCCAAGGAGCCCGAGAAGAACGACGCCGCCGCCGCAGAGCCCCCGGCCGCCAAGGAGGCGGAGCCCGCCAAGGCCGAGGAGAAGCCCGCCGCCAAGGAGGCGGCCCCGCCCGCCGCCAAGGAGGCGGCCCCGCCCGCUGCCAUCAAGGAGCCUGAACCGAAGGCCGCCGCCGCCGCAGCCGCGCCGACCCCCGCCGCCGCUGCGCCCGCCGCCGAGAAGAAGGACGAGGCCGACGCCAAGAAGACGGACGCCCCCGCGGCUCCGGUGGUGAAGGCCGAGGCGCCGCAGCCCACCGCCGCCGCAGCCCCCGAGCCCGCCGCAGCCCCUGCCCCCGCAGACCCCGCCCCCGCCCCCGCCCCCACCCCCGUCGCCGCAGCCGCGCCCGUCGCCAACUCCACGCCGGCGCCCGUUGCCCCCGGCGACGCGAAGGAGCCCGACGCCACGGAGACGACCGGCGCCGAGAAGAGCGUCGUCGUCCCAGAGUGA